GCCCGGCGGGGCUCACGCGGCUGUCCCGCGCGCGGCAGGGCCCUGGUAGGCGACUCCCGGGGCCCGGCUGGCCCGGCCAUGCCGCUGGAGACUCUGGACGCGCUAUAUGUGGCCCUGGAACUCGCCAUCGCCGCGCUGUCGGUGGCGGGCAACGUGCUGGUGUGCGCGGCGGUGGGCACGUCUAGCUCGCUGCAGACUCCCACCAACUACUUUCUGGUGUCCCUGGCGGCAGCCGACGUGGCCGUGGGGCUGUUCGCCAUCCCCUUUGCCAUCACCAUCAGCCUGGGCUUCUGCACUGACUUCCACAGCUGCCUCUUUCUCGCCUGCUUUGUGCUUGUGCUCACUCAAAGCUCUAUCUUCAGCCUCCUGGCCGUGGCCAUCGACAGGUAUCUGGCCAUCCGCGUCCCGCUCAGGUAUAAGAGUUUGGUCACUGGGACCCGAGCAAGAGGAGUCAUCGCAGUGCUCUGGGUCCUUGCCUUUGGCAUUGGAUUGACUCCAUUCCUGGGGUGGAACAGUAAAGACAGUGCCACCAACUGCACGGAGUCCUGGGAUGGAACCAUGAAUGAGAGCUGCUGCCUUGUGAAGUGUCUCUUUGAGAAUGUGGUCCCCAUGAGCUACAUGGUGUACUUCAACUUCUUUGGAUGUGUCCUGCCCCCACUGCUCAUCAUGCUGGUGAUCUACAUCAAGAUCUUCAUGGUGGCCUGCAGGCAGCUGCAGCGCAUGGAGCCGAUGGACCACUCCAGGACUACCCUCCAGCGGGAGAUCCAUGCCGCCAAGUCCCUGGCUAUGAUUGUGGGGAUCUUUGCUCUGUGUUGGCUACCAGUACAUGUCAUCAACUGUUUCACUCUUUUUCAGCCAGCGCAGGCUAAGGACAAGCCCAAGUGGGCAAUGAACAUGGCCAUUCUCCUGUCACAUGCCAAUUCAGUGGUCAAUCCCAUGGUCUAUGCCUAUCGGAACCGAGACUUCCGCUAUACUUUUCACAAAAUCAUCUCCAGGUAUGUUCUCUGCCAGGCGGAUGGCAAGAGUGGGAAUGGGCAGGCUGGGCCACAACCUGCACUCAGUGUGGGCCUAUGACCCAGGCUCUGGCCUCUUGGAGGCCAAAGCCUCCAAAGGAUAGGAUACGAUGGACUGAUCCUGUGAAAGACAGCUACACCUCACAAGCAUCUAGGCUCUCUUCUGAACACUUGUCUGGAGUUACCACAUAUCUAGCUAAUAUGUACAUGCUGUUAGUAGACUCUAAGUGUCAACAAAUGUAUUUAUGAUUUUUCAGCUGCUCUUAUUGUGUGGAUGAUGCUGAUGGCUUGAAUGGAUUCUAAAAGACUUUUAUUUUUGAGUCUGCCUGAUUCAUGGAAGAAAAUGACUGAAAUCUUUUACUGUGAAUACUGUGAACUAUUUUAAUGCAAAUAUUUUUUAACUUAAAGGCAAUGGAAGAAUAAAAAGUUGGUUGUUCUAAUGUAAACUUGUUCCCAGAAAGGCUACCAAGAAUACUAAAAAUGUAAUUCUUUAAUCAAGAAACUGCUGUAUUAAUCUGGGGAUGAUAGUCUCCUAAAUUCUUAAGCAGAAUUAUCAUCAAGUAACAAUUUUAGGUUCCAUUCUACUCCAUAUACAACUGUACUCUAGAGGAAGAAACUGGACAAACAGGGUUCCCUCCUCUACUGGAUUCCCCCUUUUAGAGCUAGGUACUGAAUUUUAUUUCUCUCCUAAGUUCAAGUUUGGCAAAACUGCUGGAACUCAAAAGAGUGUGAGAAUUUUCCUAAGCAAAAUCAUGUAUUUGUGUA
Molecule: messenger RNA, 1778 nt
Organism: Marmota flaviventris (yellow-bellied marmot)
Lineage: Eukaryota; Metazoa; Chordata; Mammalia; Rodentia; Sciuridae
Source: RefSeq, a predicted model, not a curated record